GCGUCGACUAAUUGUCCUGAAUGCUAAGGAAAUGCAGACUAGCACGUGGGUACAUUCAGUAGGCGAUCUCUCCCAAAAAUACUUGAUUUCAGUACAUUACUAUUCUCUUUGGUGAUUUAAAACUCAUAUUCUAGUGGGUGAAAAAUCGACUUUACUACUAAGCUAGCUAUCAAGCUUUCUAAUGGCGGACAAUGGCGAUAAUGACUCCCAGCACAGAGUGAAUGAGGGUGACUACGUAGUACUGAAACGAGGAGACAUCUACAAAGCUGUGCAGAUUCAAAAGAAAAAGAAAACAGUAUUUGAAAAGCAGUGGUUCUUCCUGGACAAUGCAGUGGGGGAGUUGUAUGGUACCACCUUUGAAGUUGUGACUGGUGGGACACUGCAGCCACGAAAACCUAAAUGUGUCGAGAGCUCUGCAGAUGCCAAGGAAGCAGGAACGGACAACAGGAACAUUCUGGAUGAUGGGAAAUCACAGAAACUCACCAGAGACGAUAUUGAGACCCUCAAAGAGCAGGGUCUGAAGGGACAGGAAAUAGUCCAGCAGCUGAUAGAGAACAGUACAACAUUCAGGGACAAGACUGAGUUUGCACAGGAGAAAUACAUCAAGAAAAAAAAGAAAAAGUAUGAGAACAGUGUGAUGGUUCUAAGGCCCUCCUGUCGUGUCCUGGCUAUGAUGUACCAUGGCAGAGAACCAGGGAAGAUAUGCCACCUGCGGUAUGACACCCUUGCCCAGAUGUUGACUCUGGGGAAUAUCCAUGCAGGCAGUAAGGUGCUGGUGUUUGAGACCUGUGCUGGACUGGUGCUGGGGGCUGUCAUGGAGAGGAUGGGAGGCUACGGGUCAGUGGUGCAGAUGUACCCAGGAGGAGGUCCUGUGAGGGCGGGGAUGGAGAGCUUUGGGUUCCCCUCCCACUUCCACGACACGCUCCAUGAGUUCCCCAUCUGUCACGUCAACGCACUGCUGGCGGGGGCACUGGACACAGAGGCCAAAGACAAAGACGCAGAUUCCGGACAGGCCAAUGGGGACAAGUCCAACCUGACCCAGACUGACUCAGAGAAGGCAGAAAGCAAGGAGUGCAGCCCAGACACAGAGGACCAAUGCAUGGAGACUAGUACCAGUACAGACCCUGCCGCGGACAAGGAGAGAGAGGAGAGGGAGAAACUUAGAGAGAUCAGAGGCCAGGAGAAGAAGGUGAAGAUGGAGGAGAAGAGGAAGAAACUAGCUGCUGCUGCCGCCGUGCUGGAAGGGAGGAACGCUGACGGGUUGGUGAUUGCCAGUCGGUUCCACCCCUGUCCAGUUCUUCUGGGCCUUAUCAAGUUCCUCGCCCCCUCCAGACCCUUUGUAGUGUACUCUCAAUACAAAGAGCCUCUGAUAGAGUGCUAUACAAAGCUCAGGGAACAAGGCGGAGCAGUCAGCCUGCGACUCACCGAUUCCUGGAUCAGACAUUACCAGGUGUUGCCUAACAGGACGCACCCUGUGCUGCUGAUGAGUGGGGGCGGGGGCUACCUCCUCUCAGGGACGACCGUUUCUACGGAUACGCCGAAGAUGGGCCCAACGAGAGGAGAGGAGCCAGCCGCAAAGCGACUGAAACUCACAGAGACCACAGAGGGAUAACACUUAAAACGUAUUGCGGUCACCCAUUUGUUGUGAAAUUUAUAUCAUUGAUGACAUCAUUUAACUGUACUUGUGGGAUAGGACUGAAUUCUCUCACGCAUCUUAAGAUCAGUUAUAUAAUAAUUUGGCUGCUAUUGAGCCCUGGAGCUGCUCUCCAAAGCUCUUAUCUCCCAUAUGCAGCAUUUCGUUAUCAUUACAUAUUUUUUGAAGAAUGCGCCGUGGUGCAAUAAAGAAGCCAUUUGUUUUCGCAGACUCAUCCCGUAACACAUCUGUGUGUAUGAAUUUCAAUAAAAUGCAGUGCUCUAAAGAUACUA
Molecule: messenger RNA, 1926 nt
Organism: Oncorhynchus tshawytscha (Chinook salmon)
Lineage: Eukaryota; Metazoa; Chordata; Actinopteri; Salmoniformes; Salmonidae
Gene: trmt6
Product: tRNA methyltransferase 6 non-catalytic subunit
Exons: 12
Coding region: 182-1612 (476 amino acids)
Biological process (GO): tRNA methylation
Cellular component (GO): nucleus; tRNA (m1A) methyltransferase complex
Source: RefSeq, a predicted model, not a curated record